Aspergillus niger is the source of this 4182-nucleotide messenger RNA. RefSeq lists its product as uncharacterized. The transcript has 5 exons. Gene Ontology annotation, cellular component: membrane. The record is from RefSeq and is a predicted model, not a curated record. Gene Ontology annotation, molecular function: ATP binding; ABC-type transporter activity; ATP hydrolysis activity. Gene Ontology annotation, biological process: transmembrane transport. Bases 1 to 4182 code for a protein of 1393 amino acids. Lineage: Eukaryota; Fungi; Ascomycota; Eurotiomycetes; Eurotiales; Aspergillaceae.
AUGGACAACGACGUGUCGCAUCACUGGUUACAAGGGAGAGAGGAUACAAUUGCAAUUGUCCUCGGCUUCCUCUUCUUGGUGACAGCGGGUGUCAGAAUUGUCUAUCUUGCGCGGAAAUCCAUCAAAGUCGAAGCAUCUCUUCAACAGCAAUGCAAAUAUUUCUUCUUGACGACAACUGUGACAUUCCACUUCGCGCUCUUAGUUUUCCUUUUCAUCGAUCCCGCGACCGGCCUUUCGGCUGUGGUCGCGAUUUGUGGGUUUCUGACGGCCAUCGUGCUGAUGAUCCUUUCAAUGUAUGAGCAUAUUCGAUCAAUGGCACCGUCGACCCUCGUGCCACUCUACGUUAUCGCAAGCCUUUCUUUGGAUGUGGCCCAGUGUCGACGCCUGGGAUCUCAUGGCCAGCAAAGCGUACCUUACACCAUCACUACCAUGCUUGUGCUCAACAAGGUCGCAGUGAUUCUCAUCGAAGCCCUGCCAAAAAGGGGUAUCUUGCUCGCUGCCUAUCGGGAUUGCAGUCCCUCCGACACUGCUGGGGAUCGUUUUGAUGCCGAAUGGAAGCAUUCCCGUCAUUUAUUGAGAGCGGUCACGAGGGUCCUGAAAUAUCAUAUUUUGGCCUCCGGCCUUCCUCAGUUACUUUUGAUCGGGGUCAAAUUCACUCAGCCAUAUCUCAUCCAGGAUACGACGAGGUUGGUAAUGGACCCGGUCGAAAGCCAAAAGUGGCCUGCGUGGCGUCUGAUAGGGAUCUAUGCCCUCAUCUACACCGGAAUCGCCCUACUCGGGGCUACCUCGAAGCACCAGAUGAAUCGGCUGGUUGUCAGCAUUCGAGGGGGAUUGGUCUCCCUUAUCUAUAACAAGAGCGUUGAUCUAAGCAUAACUGCCGUACAGAAAAAGGCUGCUUUGACGCUCAUGUCCACUGACAUCGACCGUAUCACCAUGUCCUGUGCAGACGUGCACCACGCCUGGGCGGCGGUUAUCGAGGUAGCGGUGGCCCUGUAUCUGCUGUACGCCCAGCUGGGUGUGGGCUUUCUGGCCCCGGGACUCUGCUUUGCGUGCGCCGUCGUGGCCAUGGCAGCCUGUACACGGCUGUAUCCACGGUACCAAAACGCCUGGGUGGAGACUAUUCAAGAACGGACUUCAAUAACCUCGACUAUGCUCGGGUCCAUCCGCAAUCUAAAACUUCUGGGACUCUCAGCUAUUAUUGGAAGCCUUCUCCAGAGGUUAAGGGUACAUGAAAAUGUCGUGGCCCGCAAAAUCCGUUGGAUUACAGUGGUGCAGGUGGUCUUUCAAAACGUCACAAGCAUCGCCGCGCCGCUGACCACCUUCGCACUUUACCUUGGCUGGGGUCAGUCCAUUGGCAAGACCCUGGAUGUUUCUGUCGCCUUCUCCAUCCUCUCGGUCCUACAGCUUUUGGAACCCCCGUUGAUGACGUUGGUUCAAACGCUACCGCAUCUAGCUGGCGCGCUGGGCAGUUUUGACCGCAUCGAUGCAUUUCUUCGGUCGCCUUCACGACAGGAAUAUCGACAAUUAGCUCCAAUCACUUCUACAACGGCGACGUUUGAAGGAACAAAUGCUACGGUAGUCCUAGAAAAUGCAUCGUUCGGAUGGGCAGAGGACAGGCCGGUGCUUUCCAACCUGCAUCUCCGCAUCCCACGGGGAUCGCUGGUCAUAGUAGUUGGCCCGACUGGGUGCGGAAAGAGCACCCUGCUAAAGGGAAUCCUGGGAGAAACUCCCUGGUCAUCUGGAAUAGUUUCGUCGACUUCCUCGAUAGGGUUUGCGGAUCAGACCCCAUGGACGGUCAAUGAUACGAUUAAGGCUAGCAUAUGCGGUCAAUCCCCUGAAGAUGCCCUCCUGUAUCACGAGGUCGUUGACUGUUGCGGCUUGCUGGAAGACAUGAACAGUCUACCUGAAAAGGAUGGGACCAGGAUUGGAUCAAACGGGAUCGCGCUCAGCGGGGGGCAGAGACUUCGUCUUGCACUUGCUCGGGCGGUGUUUGCACAGAAGGAGCUACUUGUUCUUGAUGAUGUAUUUAGUGGAGUGGAUGCAGACACUGAAGAGCAUAUCUUUUGUCGACUUUUCUCUGGGUCUGGCCUUGCGCGACGGAGGGCAACCAGCAUUAUACUGGUGACCCAUGCCGUCUCACGACUUCCCCUGGCAGACUGGGUGGUCGUGUUGUCGAAGGAUGGAACAAUCGCCGAACAGGGCACUUAUGAGACUUUGAUUCACAAGAGCGCAGGAUAUGUGGCCGGCCUCAAUGUUGAUGUCAAGCGCACUAUGAAUAAUGACCAUGACGCACGAUCACAUGCUGAACACGAGGAUGUGGCAGUCAAGCAGCCGGCAGUUGUGGAAGCAAACGCAGCGGGAGAAGAGGAAUCGAAAAUAAAACAAGCGCCAACGGUGAAAGAAUCACCCGCACCAAAGCAUGGGGAUUGGAAGACGAUCACUGACUAUUUUUCUGCGGCCGGUUGGUCGUGGAUGGGGCUCUGCUGUCUAUGGAGCCUGGUGUACAUCACCGCGAUCAAGGCACCAGGGUUGCUCUUGAACACUUUCAGCAGCCCAAGCAACAAUUCUACCAUCGUAUUUACUUCGUCGUUUCUGGGCUGCCUAGGGUUGGCAGCUGCCGUCUCACUGGUGUCGCUCACCCUCCUGGUCUGGGGCUUCUUCCUCCGUGUCAUUCCCCGAGUAUCAAACGGUCUUCAUCAAAAACUUCUGCACGCAGUGUUGCUGGCACCCAUAUCAUUCUUUACCUCAACAGACUCCGGAACCGUGCUGAACCGCUUUACACAGGAUCUCAGUGUUAUUGACAAUGAGCUUCCUGGUGUAUUGAUUGGGGUGAUGUUGAAGCUGGCAAUCUUUACUAUCGGCGCGUGUAUGAUUGUGGCCUCCGCUACAUACCUACUGGUCACUAUUCCCCUGCUCAUAAUGGCUCUCAUUGGUAUUCAGCGAUUUUAUGUCCAGACCUCCCGUCAGCUCCGUACUCUCCGUCUAGAGCAACAAGCACCUUUAUACACUCACUUCCAAGAAACCAUUGCCGGUCUAACUAGUAUUCGCGCCUUCGGCUGGACGGGAGCUUUCCGAGCCCGCAACGCGAUACUCCUUGACAACAGUCAACGACCGAUGUACCUGCUCAAAACUGUGCAAGCCUGGCUUGGCCUUGUGUUGAAUCUCUUGGUUGCCGCGCUCGGCACUGUGCUCAUCAGUACGAUCGCCAUGCUUCGCGAUACCGUACACCCCGCAAUCGUGGGGUUGGGCCUGUUGAAUAUCAUGAGCUUUAAUGAGAAUCUGUCCGAAUUAGUCCUUGUUUGGAGUUUGACAGAGACGUCCCUCAGUGCUCUGGCACGGGUGCGUGAUUUCAUCGAGGAGACUGAAUCCGAAGAGAAGGACGGCGAGGUCAACUUGCUGCUGACUACGUGGCCCCAGGACGGAGCCGUGGAGUUUGAUAACUUUGCUGCAGCGUAUAGCAGUUCUGCGCCACUUGUUCUUCGAGACAUUAACCUGCACAUCCAGCCUGGCGAGAAGAUAGGAGUCUGCGGCCGCACGGGAAGUGGUAAGUCCUCGCUCCUAGCUGCACUCUUCCACCUAGUGGAGUAUCGGCAGGGAUCGUUGAAGGUCGACGGGCAAGACCUGGCACAUCUCUCACGAUCGGAGCUCCGCCAGUCCUUGAAUGUCAUCACCCAGGAGCCCUUCUGCGUACAUUCGGAAACUGUACGCUUCAAUCUGGACCCAUGGGAGGCGACCAGCCAGGAUGAUGUGAUUCUCAUCGGGGCGCUAGAGAAGUGUCAGCUCUGGUCGGUCAUUGAGGCCAAGGGCGGAUUAAAUGCCAUCCUGAAGAUAGAUUUCUUCAGCCAUGGGCAGUGGCAGCUUUUCUGCCUGGCGCGGGCCAUACUACGGAAGAGCAAGCUUGUAGUGUUGGACGAGGUUUCAUCGUGUGUUGAUAUCGAGACGGAUCGUCGCAUGCAGGAGAUCAUCCGGCACGAGUUUGAUGGAUGUACAAUCAUUGCGGUCGCCCAUCGUCUAGACACGAUCGUGGAUUUUGAUCGGGUGGUGGUGUUGGCAGACGGGCGAAUAGUGGAGUGCGGCGCCCCACAGCAAUUAUUGGCGUGUGAUGAAAGUUGGUUCAAGAGGCUAUAUGAGUCUUCUGUCCUAUAUUUACUAAUUUUGUUUUAUUAUAAUUCCCGCUCGUAA